Messenger RNA from Coregonus clupeaformis (lake whitefish), 1287 nucleotides. RefSeq names its product neuromedin-U receptor 1-like. Gene Ontology annotation, cellular component: plasma membrane. The transcript has 2 exons. The record is from RefSeq and is a predicted model, not a curated record. The coding region runs from base 1 to 1287 and encodes 428 amino acids. Gene Ontology annotation, molecular function: neuromedin U receptor activity. Gene Ontology annotation, biological process: G protein-coupled receptor signaling pathway. Lineage: Eukaryota; Metazoa; Chordata; Actinopteri; Salmoniformes; Salmonidae.
AUGGCUCAGUAUAACUGUUCCUCUCUGGGUCUACCUGCCACCACUCCUGACCAGCUGGGUUGGAAUGCAUCCAGGGCCCUGGGCAACGUCAGUGCUGAUGACAUGGAGGACAUGUGCCUGAGUCGGAGUCAGUACCUGGAGAAGUUUCUAGGCUUCCGGCGGUCACCCAUGUUCCUGCCUGUCUGCAUUACCUUCCUCAUUAUCUUCAUUGUGGGAGUGUUAGGGAACAUGCUCACCUGCACCGUCAUCCUGCGCAACAAGGUGAUGCGGACGCCAACCAACUACUACCUGUUCAGUCUGGCCGUGUCCGACUUAUUGGUCCUAGUCCUGGGUAUGCCGUUGGAACUCUACGAGAUGUGGAGCAACUACCCGUUCCUGUUCGGUGCUGGCGGCUGCUACUUCAAGACCUUCCUGUUCGAGACGGUCUGCUUUGCGUCCAUCCUCAUUGUAACAGCGCUGAGCGUGGAGCGCUACAUCGCCGUGAUACACCCGCUCAAGGUCAAGCACGUCGCCACUCAUGCCCAUGCCAAGCACGUCAUCCUGACGCUGUGGGCCAUGUCCAUGGCGUGCGCCGUUCCCAACACCAGCCUCCACGGGGUGGAAGUGCUGGGGCCCCGGUUCGGGAGCCAAUUCCCCGAGUCGGCCAUCUGCACGAUUGUGAAGCCCCGGUGGAUGUACAACCUGAUUAUCCAGGUGACCACGCUAGUGUUCUUUCUGCUGCCUAUGCUCACCAUUACCGGGCUGUACCUGCGCAUUGGCCUGCAGUUGAGGAUGAAGAGGGGCAUGCAGGGUGUGGGGGCCGGGCCGGGUUUUGGUCCUGACAGCCACGGCAGCGUCCACAGGCAGCAGCAGACGGCACGCCACCGACAGGUCACCAAAAUGCUAUGCGUACUGGUGAUCGUCUUCGGCAUCUGCUGGGCUCCUUUCCACAUUGACCGCCUCAUGUGGAGCUUCAUAAGCUCCUGGACUGGCCACCACCACCUGGUCUUCGAGUACGUCCACAUCGUCUCCGGGGUCUUCUUCUACCUCAGCUCGGCGGUCAACCCCAUCCUCUACAGCCUCAUGUCAACCCGCUUCCGGGAAAUGUUCCGGCAGGUCACGUGUCGCUUCGGCCCAUGCAGCAGUCACUUGCGCCGGCUGACCUUCCGUAGCACCCAACUGACCCUACGUAGUACCGUCAAUGAGAAACCGCAACACAAUGGGAGAAUCACCCCAGACAGAGAGGAGCAGAACGUGUACGUAGACUCCCACAACCAGCCUGUAUAUGCCAAUACAAGCCCAGAUUAG